Messenger RNA from Eruca vesicaria subsp. sativa (arugula), 3191 nucleotides. Lineage: Eukaryota; Viridiplantae; Streptophyta; Magnoliopsida; Brassicales; Brassicaceae. The record is from the annotation of a GenBank genome assembly.
CUUCUCUUCUCUCUCUCUCUCUCCACGGAAGAAAAAAGUAGAUCUAUCUUUGACGGUUCUCCCUCUCUCUCAAUCGUCUUCUUCACUCCUUUGCCUAUCUUGUCGUGUCUGAUCUGAUACUCUGGUUCCUGUUUAAAGGGUUUGGUCGGAAUAUAGAGUAAGAGAGAGUCUAUGGCCAGAAGCAAAGAUUAGGUUAUUGUCCUGAGGCAAAACAUAGCAGUUUUUGGUUUUUCUUGGAACCAUAAAGUUAAAGUCUUUUGCUUUGUGUUGUUGUUGUGUCUAAUUAUUUAAAAGAUUUGGAUGGUGGGAAGAGAGGGGAAUGAGGAAGCUCCUCCUCCUCCUCCUGGUUCCAAAAGAAUGUUUUGGCGUUCCGCCUCUUGGUCCGCUUCACGACAAGCUCCCAACAGUGAGGACCACCAACAUCUUACCAAUCCCUGUGCUAGUAGUAACUCUGGUCCGAGCCGUAGAUUCCAAGCUCCUCCUCUAACACCUCGCUCACAUCACAACAGCAAGGCUAGAGCUUGUUUGCCUCCGUUGCAGCCUCUUUCCAUUUCGAGAAGGAGCUUAGACGAGUGGCCUAAAGCAGGGUCUGAUGAUGUAGGUGAGUGGCCUCAUCCACCAACAACUCCUAGUGGGAAGGAGAGAUUAAAGCUUGACUUAUCAUCGACACAACAUAGAGUCAAUGAUAAAAGCUCUGGUUUAGCUAAGAGGGAGAAGAUCGCUUGCUUUGAUAAAGAAUGCUCCAAAGUAGCUGAUCAUAUCUAUGUUGGUGGAGAUGCUGUGGCCAAGGAUAAAGACAUAUUAAAGAAUAAUGGGAUCACACAUAUCUUGAACUGCGUUGGUUUUAUCUGCCCUGAAUAUUUCAAGUCUGAUUUUUGUUACCGGUCUUUGUGGUUGAGGGAUAGUCCAUCAGAGGAUAUAACUAGUAUUCUAUACGAUGUGUUUGACUACUUUGAAGACGUUAGGGAGCAGAGUGGGAGGAUCUUUGUUCACUGCUGUCAAGGAGUGUCACGGUCCACUUCGUUGGUGAUUGCGUAUCUGAUGUGGAGAGAAGGGCAGAGCUUUGACGAUGCGUUUCAGUAUGUGAAGUCAGCUAGAGGGAUUGCAGAUCCCAACAUGGGCUUUGCUUGUCAGUUGUUACAGUGUCAGAAGCGUGUUCACGCGUUCCCUCUUAGCCCUACUUCUUUGCUUAGGAUGUACAAAAUGUCUCCCCACUCUCCUUAUGAUCCUUUGCAUCUUGUUCCUAAGCUGUUGAAUGAUCCGUCCCCGUCGUCUCUGGAUUCGAGAGGCGCGUUUAUAUUACAGUUACCUUCUGCUAUUUACAUUUGGGUUGGGAGGGAGUGUGAGGGCAUCAUGGAGAGAGAUGCAAAAGCUGCUGUUUGUCAGAUUGCGAGGUAUGAGAAAGUGGAAGCACCUAUAAUGGUGGUGAGAGAAGGAGAGGAGCCUGGUUAUUACUGGGACGCUUUCGCUAGCAUUUUGCCUAUGGUUGGUGGGGACUCUGUUGUUAAAUCUCAAGCAGGUGAGAGGAAGGUGGAAGCAUAUAAUCUUGAUUUUGAGAUUUUUCAGAAAGCAAUUGAGGGUGGUUUUGUACCGACUCUAGCAUCAUCCAACAAUGAGCAUGAGACUCAUCUUCCUGCAAGGGAGAACAGUUGGAGUUCACUGAAAUGCAAGUUUGCGUCAAGGUUUGAGAGGGGGUUUCGUUAUGUCUCCAAAACACCACUUUCAAGAGUCUAUUCUGAUUCGAUGAUGAUUGUGCAUGCAUUAGGCUCACCUUCAUCAACAACGUCUUCAUCAUCGCCUCCUUUGAGACAUUCUUCUACUCCACCACCUUUGAUGCUGCCCAAGUUUUCCAGCUUAUCUCUCCUUCCUUCCCCAACCUCUACUGAACCAUCACCAGGUAGGAAGGCUUCUCCUUCUCUUGCAGAGCGUAGAGGUGGUCUAAAAGGGUCUCUGAAGCUGCCAGGCUUAGCUGAUUCCAACAAAGGCAUCACUUUACAUACUGAUGAUAGUAAUGACAUUGUCUUCAACUUGGAGGGUGUUAGAAAAGGUGAUCAAAACCCAGUAGAUGAUUGCAAGGAGGGGACAAUACCUUCUGACAGAACAGUAGAUUCAGAUUUGCCACAAAAGGAAAUGACAUCCUUAAACAGUUGCAUUAAAUCUGAUAAAGAUGAAUCAGGAAGUGGCCAGCCUUUAGCAUGUAGGUGGCCAAGUAUGGAGAUGAUUACAGAACUGAGCAGAGCUUACUUAGAUUCAGAUUCUGUUGUAGCAAUUCUGUUGCCAAGUGAUGAUGUAGGAGAAACCAAUAUUAGGAUUUUGUACAUUUGGAUAGGAAAGUCAUUCUCUUUCGAUAACAACUCUUCUAUGUUAGAUAGUAACAAAGGAAUAGACAGUGUGGAGAAUCUUGAUUGGGUACAGAUUGGUAAAGCCAUUUUGUCUCAGAUGGACUUGCCAAAAGAUACCCCUAUGAAGAUAGUUAGAGAAGCUGAGGAUCAAACAGAGUUUCUUGCUCUGCUAAGUGCGCUGUAGCGCCUGCGCGCAAGUUCAACACAUUUACUCUUCUUUUUCCUUUCUCCUUUCACAGAUUCCUUCCACCAACACGUUCCCAUUUUCUGUUCAGCUCAGGUCUCUCUCUCUCUCUCUGUGGUUAUGGAAGUUGAAGUUGAGAGAAAACAACUCUCUUGUACAGUUAGGAAAACUUAUUUCUGCGAGAAUGUAUUCCUCAAGGAGCCAUUUAUUAGCAUAUGUUAUAAUCAGAUGAAACUGCAAGGUUUAGGGGCUCUAAGAAGGUUUUAGAUUAUAAUGGAAUUUCUGCUUACAAUGUUUACAUAUACUCUCACCAGUUGGUAAACCUCCUUUUACGUUGUUCAAGUAAUGUACUGAAGUAGGUUUUGAAUUGUGUUGGAAGUGUAAUCCAAGAGUUGCUGUUUAAACCCUUCGUUUACUUAUCUCUUCCUCGUCCAGUUUUGAUCUAAAACAGCAAAACCAAAUAAAAUGGGCAUUUCGGUCUCUUUAAGUUCUUACUCCUCCUGUCAAUGCUUAAAAGACAUUCAUGUUGAUAUGUUUUUCUUAACCCAAAUUCGUUUUAACAACAGUGGCAUCUACCGUUUAUCAUUCUGUUUCUUUUAGUCUAUUUCUGUUCGAGUUAAAAAGGGUAAUAAAUUAAUUAAAAAAAAAAUUAAAAGAUGUAAGCG